Messenger RNA from Echinops telfairi (small Madagascar hedgehog), 843 nucleotides. RefSeq names its product ring finger protein 212B (gene RNF212B). The transcript is spliced from 13 exons. Gene Ontology annotation, biological process: homologous chromosome pairing at meiosis; protein sumoylation; reciprocal meiotic recombination. The record is from RefSeq and is a predicted model, not a curated record. Gene Ontology annotation, molecular function: SUMO transferase activity. Lineage: Eukaryota; Metazoa; Chordata; Mammalia; Afrosoricida; Tenrecidae. Gene Ontology annotation, cellular component: synaptonemal complex. Bases 1 to 843 code for a protein of 280 amino acids.
AUGGAUUGGUUUCACUGCAACCAGUGUUUCCGAAAAGAUGGGACUCAUUUCUUUAUCAGCAACUGUGGCCAUAUCUUUUGUAAAAAGUGUGUGACUCUAGAAAAAUGUGCGGUUUGUGGAAUUGCUUGCAAGCAUCUGGCUGUUUCUGAUCAACUAAAGCCUCAGGAGAAGAUGUUCUUCAAAAGCCCCGUGGAGACAACUUUGCAGCAUUUUAGUCACAUCUCUCAGGUGUGGAGUUUCCAGAAGAAACAAACAGAUCUUCUCAUCGCCUUUUAUAAGCACAGAAUUACAAAGUUAGAAGAAGACAUGCAGAAGACCCAGCAAACGGUGGCCAACCAGAACAAGGAACUCUCCGUCCUAAGGAAGGAGAAUGGAGAACUGAAGAAGGUUGUAGCCAUCAUAAAGGAAUCUCCAAGUCAGUACCACGGCAGCAGGGCAAACACACCUCGGCCAGUAGGCAUCACCUCUCCAUCACAGUCAGUUACCCCACAACUCAUUUCCAGGCAUAGCAGCCAAGUGGUCAGUCGGUCCUCCUCCAUGGAGUCUAUCCCUAACAGAAUGGCUGCUUUGGGGAUCCUGGGACAAGGAAGCAGAGGCCUGCAUGGAAGGAGCACUCCCAGAGACUCUUAUACUGAAACCCCUUCACCAGCUUCCACGUACAGCCUACGUUAUAGACCUUCAUCGGCCUCCUCUGGACAAGGGAUUUUUCCUUUCAGACCAUCCCUGAACGAUGGGGAUUCGGGGCACUCACUAGUCUUCACCCCUAACAAUUCAGUCUUUGGUCAGAGGAAGAGCAGAAGCACAUUGGACAGCCUUCCUGGUUUCCAGCUACCAUUCCUGUAG